Cucumis sativus (cucumber) is the source of this 1946-nucleotide messenger RNA. RefSeq names its product trihelix transcription factor ASIL1. NCBI's taxonomy places the organism in Eukaryota, Viridiplantae, Streptophyta, Magnoliopsida, Cucurbitales, Cucurbitaceae. The record is from RefSeq and is a predicted model, not a curated record. Gene Ontology annotation, cellular component: nucleus. Gene Ontology annotation, molecular function: transcription cis-regulatory region binding. The transcript is spliced from 2 exons. The coding region runs from base 604 to 1536 and encodes 310 amino acids.
AUCCGUUGAGAAAAACAGAGAGAGUUUGCCCAUAUACUAUACUUCCAUUCACCCGACCCAAAACCCACGAUUUUAUUUAUUUAUUUAUUUAUUUUUGUUUUUAUUUUUAUAUUUAAAAAAAAAAAAGAAAAAAAAAGAAAGCGUCUAUGAAGAAAAAUAAAAAUUGGAAUCGACGGCCGGCUACGCGCUUCUCGCGUGAGAUCCCACGUGCUUUGAACUCCAUUCCAUGAAUAACCGGCCAACCAUCCCACGUGAACCCCUCUCCGUUUGUGAGUUUUCCCUUCUCCCCACCCAGCCAGCCAGACCGCAGUUUUCCCGCUACUCACCGACCCCACCCCCCCCCUCCCUUCACCGCACCCUUUCUUUUGGGCCGAAGCCAUAGCCGAAUCAUCCCCAGCCCCUUCCGACACUCUAUCCAAACCAUCAUGACCCAACCCCCCUCCUUCCGGUCCCGGCCCGCUUCCUUUUCGGUUCUCUACCCCUUAUCCCUUUCCCAUCCCCAUCCCCAUCCCCGGCCGACUCGCUCUUCAUCGCCGACGCUCCCUUCUUUUUUUAUCCCUUUCUUCUUCUUCUCUCUUUCUUUUCCUUCUCUCCCCAUUCCUCAUGGGUGAUCUCACCGAUUCUCACACCCCUUCCUCUGCUAACUCUCGCCAAGUUCCCAUUCGUGAGGAUUGUUGGAGCGAGGACGCUACUUCCACUCUCAUCGACGCUUGGGGUCGCCGUUUUCUCGACCUUAAUCGUGGAAAUCUCCGUCAGAAGGACUGGCAAGACGUUGCCGAUUCUGUUAACUCUCUCCACGGUCUUACCAAGAAGACCCAUCGCACCGAUGUUCAGUGCAAGAACCGGAUCGAUACCGUUAAGAAGAAGUACAAGACCGAGAGGGCUAGGGUUUCUGCUUCCCAUGGAAAUUUUCUUUCCUCUUGGCCUUUUUAUGCUCGUCUUGAUGAACUCAUUGGUCCUACUGUUUCCAUGAAGAAACCCUCUUCUCCUCCUUUGGCUCUUCCUUUGCCCUUCCGUAAGACUCCUCCUCCUUCCGCUGCUGCUUCUUCUGCUAUUGUCGCUGUCUCUCAGAAGCGACCUGCUGUUGCGAUGGAAGAUGUGUCUUUUCGGAGGAAUUACUCGGCUGCUGCCGCUGCUGCCGCUGCGGUUGCAUUGUCGGAGGAGGAGGAGGAAGAAGAAGAGGAGGAGGAGAGAGUGAGCGACGAUGACGAGGCGGAAGGUGAGGGCAUGAGUAGGUUGGCAAGAGCGAUUAAAAGAUUUGGGGAAGUCUAUGAAAGAGUGGAAGCUGAGAAAGUGCGACAAAUGGUGGAAUUGGAGAAGCAGAGGAUGCAAUUUGCUAAGGAUUUGGAGCUGCAGCGGAUGCAUAUGUUCAUGGAGACCCAGGUUCAGCUUGAGAGGAUUAAGCGAGGGAAGAAAUCAACUCCCAGUGGAUUAGAAAAUUUGUUCUCACGUUUCAAUGUUGCUUCUAGCAUGACUAUGUUUGGCCUCGGAAUGUUUGGGGAGGAUGUCUCCAAGGUCUUUGACGCAAGCCUCUAGGCGGAAAGCUGGAGGAAUAAUUUGAAGUGCAUGAUGUCUUCUUGUUGAUUAUUGGCUGUGGGGGGUGGCUCUAACUGUUAUCAUUGGUAUCAAAAGGAAAAAGGGGAAAAGGGUACUUGGUGGAUAAUUCCUUGCUCAAGAUUAUACCAUUGGAUCGUGUAGUUUUAUAUCAGUUUGUUUCCUCUGAAGAUUAUGAAACCAGCUCUCUGCCUCAUUAAUGAUGUCACGUGACAUACUUCCGCUCUAGUCUUGUUUUGUAGUGUACUUUGGUGUAACUAAUUUAAUUCAAGUUCUUCAAGAAUAUAAGAUUUUAUAUUUUCGAGAAUUGCUAAUGUAUAUUGUUUCUUGAAAACCUCUUCUACUGUCAAAUUUGCUAGUCAUAUCUCCAGGAAAACUGCCUUUCUAAUCUA